Dermochelys coriacea (leatherback sea turtle) is the source of this 14204-nucleotide messenger RNA. RefSeq names its product NHS like 1 (gene NHSL1). The coding region runs from base 634 to 5811 and encodes 1725 amino acids. The record is from RefSeq and is a predicted model, not a curated record. Gene Ontology annotation, biological process: cell differentiation. The transcript has 9 exons. Lineage: Eukaryota; Metazoa; Chordata; Testudines; Dermochelyidae.
CUGUUUUAUUGUUAGGAGAAUUGUCCUGGAGAUCUCUCACUAGGCUUUUCAUUAAGGGAAAGCAGGACGGAUGGGCUUAGGAAUCAGAGCAGCAGCGCUGUUUUCAUGAAGCAGAGACAUAAGUACUCUAAUUUAUAUCGUACUCUGACAACUUGUUUGAUCUGCGUCUGUUUUCCCACUGUAUUGUUUCUGAGAGAGAGAACAGACGACUGGAUUGCAAGCUCACUCCUGGAAAAUUACGUCAGGGAGAGGAGUGGGACUGCAGUUUUGGAUGCUGAGUGGAGACUGAAGAAAGCAUGCACUUUGGUACUGUACUUGUACACAAUCCUAAUAUGCUUUUCUGAAACUCUUGCAAGGUGCCACUUGCUGUUGUUUUUCUCCCUUUUGUUUUAUUUGGCAGCUUACAAAGUGCUGUUGGCAAAGCAGCCUCAGGAGAAUUGCAGUGGCAUGGUGACCCAGCUUCGUACUGCUGCUGGUUUAAAUGCAGCAAGUGUUUUGACUGCAUGAAUUGGAAGAAACCUGGACAGAUCUUGUAUUUCAAGAUUAGUGUUUCAACAACCAAUGUGAGGGGGACAGGAGCAACUCUAGAAAGGUCUUCUCUGAAGUUGAGUACUGUAGUUGGCUUUAAAGAAAAUGAAAAAGGAAUGCACCUCAAGGUCUUUCGGACUCAAACAAAAUUCAGGUUCCCUCUCGCGUGCUGUGAGCUGGAUAAAUUUCUCCUCCUUGUCUAGGCAGACAAAAAGAUUGUUUCGCAGUGAUGGUGAGCUCACGUCAAUAUGUAGGCAGGUAGAAGAGGAUGAUGAGAACUGGACCUACAGAACUCAACACAGAAAAGCUGUCUCCAACCUAGAUGAUGAAAGUAGAUGGACAGUCCAUUAUACUGCUCCCUGGCACCAGCAGGAAAAUGUGUUCCUGCCCUCCACAAGGCCACCUUGUGUGGAGGAUCUGCAUCGCCAAGCCAAGCUGAACCUCAAGUCGGUACUAAGAGAAUGUGACAAGCUACGGAGGGAUGGCUAUCGAAGUUCUCAAUAUUACUCUCAGGGUCCAACCUUUUCUUCUUCCAGUGCAGCCUGUGGAAGUUACCAAGAUGAUUAUGAAGAAAUUGAACAAAAGUCUAGUCUGUUAGACUGCAUAUCUCAGUCUUGCAUUAGCGCCUGCUGUUCCUUGGUUCCAUGGAGCCUCAAGUUCUCAGUACCUUCCCCAGAAGAGGAAAAGCUUAUUAGCAUCAAGAGAAGUAGAACACCCAUUUCAAAUGAAUGUUGUGAUAUCAACACCCAAACUAACUGGACCAAGUCACUUCCAUUGCCGACACCAGAGGAGAAAAUGCGACAGCAAGCACAAGCGGUCCAAACGGAUGUGGUUCCUAUUAAUGUAACUGGGGAGAAUUUCGACCGCCAAGCCAGCAUUCGGCGGUCUCUAAUUUACACAGACACUGUGGUAAGACGGCCGAAGAAAGUCAAAAGGAGAAAGACUAUUACAGGAGUCCCUGACAACAUACAAAAGGAGCUAGCAGUUGGCACUGGCCAAAGUGACUUCCGUGGGCAUUCGAUGCAUGUCCCAGAUCACUAUUCCACAUUAGGGAGACUAGACAGUUACCGCUCUGCUAUGCAGCGAUCUGAAACCAAGGACACCAGCUGCCAGACAGAGGAAGUCAAAGUUGUGCCCCCUUCAGUGAGAAGAAUACGAGCACAGAAAGGACAAGGGAUUGCGGCCCAGAUGUCACAGUUCUCCAGCUCAUCUGGAAACAUGUCUGUGAUGAGUGAUUCUGCUGGGGUCAUAUUUGCCUCUCGCCUAAAUAAUGACAUGGGUUUUCAUAGCCUGCCUCGACCUGGAGCAAGAGUGUCUCUGCAGUCACUGGAACAAAGGCAGAGCAUCUCUAACCAGACAGAAGACAUCACUAGCACUUUGUCACACCAGAUAAGCAAGUUGCAGGUUGAUAACAGUGUGGUCCAUAUGAGGAAUAACCCUAGGACUGGGACACUGCCAAGGCCAAAGUCCCAAGAGGUGAGAAGUUAUGAGAGUGAAAAAGCUGCAAGCCCAGCAUGUGUGGUCUCUCCUCAUGCUACAUAUUCAACUAGCAUCAUACCUAAUGCCACGAUAUCAUCCUCUUCAGAAGUUAUUGUGAUUCAUACCACCCAGAGUGCUGGACCAUUGGAUAGUAAAAUCACCAGCUCACCUUCCUACACAAAACCCAGAGACAGUCCUGUUGCCAACAAUGCAGUAAGCAUGAAAGAAGAUCACCAUUCUUCUAGCGGUAACUGGAGUGAGAGCAGCUCAGCGCGCCACUCACAGACCUCAGACACUAUCUCAUCUAAUGCUACCAUGAUGCUCUCCCUUGGUGACUCAGCAGUAUCUCUCAGCACUCCAGGAAAUGUGGAGAAUGGGUCCCAAAGUAUGAGCUAUAGCUGUAGAAACAAUCUCCCUUUCCAAGGCCACUCCCAGGAUAGCGAUGGCAGGAGUGAAUCCAGUUUUUCAGGGGGCAGAUCACAAAGCAACAGUAUAAACAGCACAGAGUACUGGGUGUACAAAUCCAGAGAAAAUGAUGAGACUCCCUCACACAAGCCAACCUAUGCCAGUGCAGGUUAUUCCACUCCUGUAAGCAAUGUGAGUAGCAGCAGCCUAGAGAGAACUUCUGUCAAAGAAGAUUCAAGUUCUCUGUAUUCAGUGGACCAUGAUGGCUACUACACUACUAUGCAUAUGGACUCUGGACUCAAGUUAGGUAAACUCUGCAAUAGUAAUAAUGGUUUUGGAAACCCCAGGCACAGUGUGAUUAAUGUUUUUGAUGGAAAUGAGAAGAAAAAUCAAGACGAACAGUCAAGCAACAGUGACAAAUCUCUCAUACGAAACAUAUCUUUGAAAAAAGCAAAGAAGCCACCUCUUCCACCAUCCAGAACAGACUCUCUCAAAAGGAUCCCAAAGAAAAAAACCCAGUCCAGUGGACAGGUACUUGAUGACACACUAAUCGCUACCCUCCAGCAUUCACUGCAGUUAAACCUUCCAUGCAAAAAUGGUAGCUCCCCGUCCCAAAGUCCAUGCAGUGAUUAUGAGGAUCCCUGGGUGCUACGCUCUCGCAGCCAGAGCUCCGCCAGCGCAAGUAGCAGCAUGAUGUCUACAACAGCUCCAAAUAUGUACUCUCUCUGUACUGUCACCCCAUCACAGAGUGACACAAGCAGCAUCAAAUCAGAAUAUGCUGACCAAUGGGGUUACUACAGUGACUAUGCUGGGAUGCCAGACGAUCAGUUCAAAUGCCCAGUGGCUCGUUCUGCAAGCACUACAGCCACCCUUAAUGAUUACAGCAUCAGCCACCUCAAUGACGGCUCAAGGGCUUCUACGCCCCAAGUGGCCAGCGGACUGGCCAAACCAAAGAACACUUCUCCAGAGAAGUCUCACAGAGUCACAUCACCAUCUAGUGGGUAUUCUAGUCAAUCAAAUACACCCACAACACUUACUCCUGUGCCUGUGUUUUUAAAAUGCAUGUCACCAGCAAAUGGGAAACCCAAGUUAAAACCGAAAGUGCCUGAGAGAAAAUCCUCUCUGCUAUCUUCAGUAUCCAUCUCUUCAUCCUCCACUUCUCUUUCUUCUAAUACAUCUACUGAAGGGAGUGUGAACAUGAAGAAACUGGACCCAGCCCUGACCUCCCUUCCUGAUGUUGCUGGUCCUCCACCUCCGACACCUCCACAUUUCCCUGAUCAUCCUCUCCCUCCUCCACCCCCUGUCCCAGCAGAUGGAAUCGAUCUGCCUCCACUACCAGCCUCUCCCAGCUUUCCCCCACCCCCGCCAGAAGCUGUUAUAAAUUCUUCCUUUCCCCUGAGUGGUCCAUGGUUUCCUUCUCCAACACAGGAAACGUCCUUCAGUCCUUUUUCUGCCCCUUCUCCUCCCCUUUCAUCCCCUUAUUCCUCCAUUUUCCCCAAUGUAGUACCUCCACCAGCACCACCUCUUGACCCCAAACUGACACAAGAUGCAGCUAAAUUCACACAAUAUUCUUUUAAGAAAUGUAAUCAGGAUGAUUCUGGCUACAGGGCAGUGAAACAGCCAGCCAACAAGCAAGAUUCCAGUAGGCCUGUAAUGCCCUUAAUAACCACCAAAGCACUGCAAAUGGUACAACUGAGGUCUGUGAAAAAAUGUACAGGCGCACAGACUGAACAAUCGGCUGGAUCUAUUUCUGAAGCCAACCCUCAGGAAAAAGCAACUAUAAUUUUCGCACCACAGCCUUCUCUAAAACCAUCUCUUUCACUAAGGCUCAGUAACAGCCUGGAUGGAGAGAUGAAAACUCGUAGUCCUUCCUUCAAAAACUUAGUUCAAACUCCUCCUCAGAGUUCACUUCCAGGUCUCAGUGACAGUGCACCUGAGAUCAGCAGUGGUCAAAAACCUGGAAAUGCAGCAGGUCUAAUACAAACCUUUGAAGCUGAUGUAUCAGGAACAAACAUUGAAGAAGCACCUCAGUCCCCUGUGCAGAAUGAAAAAUCUCACUCUGGCCUUAUUAAUACACCAUUUCAGGUGCCAUCGGGGUCUCCGAACAAGACUCAGGGUAUAUCAUCAAACAAGAAGCCACCUCCUAUUUCGAAGAAACCCAAACUGUUCCUCAUUGUGCCACCUCCGCAGCUAGAUUUUACAGCAGAGAAAAUAGCUAAUGUGAGUGAUCCUGUCAGAGGCACAUCAAGUCCAACUAGGAGAGAGAUUGCACAUUACGAAGAAGCAAAAAAUUGUCUUACAGAUGGACUCAGUUCCAAUGAGAUGGACUCGGGCAGCUUGGUUCCUGAGGGAGGAGCUGCUGGUUCCACCUUCUUUGAAACAGUGGAAACCAAUGUCUAUAUGGUACAGCCUGCUGCAUCACCAGUUCAAGAAGCUCCCAAGCAGGAGCAGCAGAUCACUUUAGAUGAAGGAAGCAGUUCAGACAGCAAUGGAGAUGACAGCAGUAACACUGACAGACAUCUAUCUCAAGAGGAUGAAAGUGCUGAGGUGUUUGAGACAGACACAACAAAUAAUUCAACACUGCCAAGCAACAGUUACAGGGCAGGGAAUGAGGAGGCGGCAACGCCAGCUAGACCGAGAACUACUGAGGAUCUGUUUGCAGCCAUUCACAGAUCCAAAAGGAAAGUCCUUGGCCGCAAAGAUUCUGAAGAUGACCACACCCGCAACCAUUCUCCUUCGCCCCCAGUAACACCCACUGGUGCUUCUCCAAAUCUAGCUUCCCUCAAGCACGCAGGAUCAAUUCAGAGAAGCAUUCGUAAGAGCAGCACCAGCAACGAUAACUUCAAAGCCCUGCUGCUAAAGAAAGGGAGCCGCUCAGACACCAGUUCCCGCAUGUCAGCAGCAGAAAUGCUGAAGAAUACAGAUCCGAGGUUUCACCGAACAAAGUCAGACUCCGCCCUGGAGUUCCCUGACAGCCCUGCGAGCUGUUCACCCAGCAAGAACAAAAGGGCCCAGGAAGAAUGGGCCAAGAGCGAAGGCCUGAUGCCAAGGAGUAUGUCUUUUUCCAACACUAGGUAUGGCAGGUCGCGAACACCACCCUCUGCUGCCAGCAGCAAGUACAACGUCCGGAACCGUAUCCAGAGCAGCCCCAUGACUGUUAUUAGUGAGGGAGAUGGAGAAGCAGUUGAACCAGCAGAGAUCCGUAGGACUUUAAAAGAGCAGCAAGAGAGCCAGCUUGAUGUGUUUGACAGUGAUGAAAUGGACAUUAAUGAGUUUCCGUAUGCUGAGGAGGCUGGUUCCAAUGAGACCAAGGCUUUAACUCACCUAGACUUAAUGACUCAACUCAUAAAGCCAAAUGCUUCAAAGAAGUGUCUAAGCCCUUCAGACGAAAAAAGUUAAGAAGGGAGGACAAAGGCAUUUGGUAUUAGUCUUUUAGAUGGUAUAUAGAAUGAGUAAGCAACAGAUCCCAGGAGAAAGCCCAGUCCAGAACAGUUUAUUUUGCUGAGCAUUUAUUACAUGAACUUCAUAUGUGCGUUGAAUGCUGGAGCACUGAUUGCUCUGCAUGGUUGGGCUGGGUAGGGUAAGGCUUGCUUUGAGUAGGUGGUCUGUGACUUUAAAGAAAGUAACAGUUGAACUUUUUCAUAAGCCUUAAAGGUCCUGUCUGAGGGAGUCUCCUCAGAUCCAUUGGGGUGUGAAUUUUUUGAGACUUUUUGAUUGUGGGAGUAAAAUUUAGAGUAAAUUUGAAAAGAAGAUGGGAGGCUUCUGUGGUACAAAGGGGCAGUUGCUUUAAAGGUAUUCUAUUUCUGAGGCUUGGGAAGUGGAUGAGAUGCGUGGCCUGUUGGAGGUAGCAGGGCUAGUGCUGCACAGCUUCUUUUUUGUGUGUGCGCCUGUUAAUUUAAGCAUGUCAUAUUAAUGUAAGAAGAUCAAUAGAUUAUGAAUUGGUGUAGGUACAUUUUUCCAGAGGAAAAUAAAAAAUUUUUAAACCUAACACAGGAGAGUGGGCACAGUUGUAAUACAGUACUAGCUGCUGUGCAGCCGUAGUGACAGUCAUACACACACUCUCAUUUCCAAGUGAAUUGCUUACUUGAUUGGAAAUUGAGUGAUCCCUUAGGAGAUGAAAUAACAGGAUGCAUAUUUGUAAAGAGAACGUAAGCAAAUAAUAGGAAAAUGGGAGAGGAAUAUGCAAUACACUGCCAGAUUCGGAAAGUUUCAGGUGUCUGAAAUGAAAUUAAUCACAAAACAUGAAUUUGAGAGUUUUUGCACCAUAGAGUAGUGGUGGAGCCUUUCCAUUUAAAUUAAACAUGGGGGUUACAUUUUGCCAGAAGUUUUUCUUCCAUUUAUCAAAAUGGGAAGACUUCUUAUAACUUUCAUCACUUGAAAUGUCAAAUACUUGCUAACUUCUGGUUACCAAAGAGUAAGUUAGUUAUUUUCCUUUUUGAUUUGCCUGCAGUAUUUCUAUUUUUAGAAGAAAAAAAAUUUUAGCAAGGUUUGUUUUAUUUUAUUGUAUAUUUUACUGGUGGUAAUAAAAGUGUUUAAUGGUUUUCAUUUGUAAAGAAAAUAGUUGAUUAAAACUGAAACAUUGGCUGGAGUUUUUGAUUCAUAGUAGGAAGGAAGCUUUGAAUUUUGAAAAGGAUUUUUGCAUCAUUUGAUGGUUUAUGCAGUUUUUAUAUUGAUUGUAAAUAAUGGGUUGUUAAAUACCUUUUGAUCUUCCCACUUUAGAAUUUAUACAUUUUUAGACUGCUUUAAGAAGAAACACUCGCUUUGUAGAUUAUUUAUUUUAGUGAAAUAUGCUUGUAAUCCCUUUCUUCAAUCCCUUAUUUGUUAGUAAUGUAAAUUUCCGGGGCCUUCACUUAACUCUUCCCUUCAAAAGAGGGGGAUGAUGACAAUGCUGUGACUCUGCUUAAAUAAAACAAGGCUGCCAAUUGCUAUCUUGUCUUUUGAAUUGAUAACAUCUGACAAGUUGCAGUCAACAUUUUGUGCUCUUGUAUAGAAAACCAUGCAUCUAACUACAGUACUAACAUCCUGUUCAUAUAGUGAAACUUACCAAAAAUUGUUCGAUGCCACUAAAGUGCAUCUCUUCAUCCCAUUUUUACAUAUAUUUUGGGACAAACCCAAUUGCAAUGAAUAGGCCUAAAGAAAUCCUAACUCAUCUCCAAUCUCCACCCCAUACUGUUUACUAUAUAAUUUUCUCAGAUGUUACUGUUCCUCGCUUCUUUGCUAUUGGUCCCAGGGAACUAGAGAUCUUGAAGCAGCAGAUGAGGGGUUAAAUCAGUGGGAGCCAGUUUGCCCAUAAUAUGGGCUCCGCAGUUCUGCAUGUUUAAAUCCCUGGAAUACUGGAACUGUGAAAAGCAAACUUCCUAUGCUUCAAAUAUGUGGAGCAGAUGAAAAUACCAGAUAUAUGCAUUUGAUUAUUGGAACCAAGUGAAAACUAAUUCAGCUAAACAACAUUUAAAAUAAUUAAUACCGAGCUGAGCUAUUUACAGCUAUAAAGACACAUUGCAAAAAAAAAAAAAAAAAAAAUGCACAAGUACUACAUGUUGAAUAAAAGUUGUAAUAAAGGGGAAUCACGCAUGGUUAUCAUUUUUCUUCCUACGCCAAUCAAAUAUUAAAUGUAGAGCUCCAUAUUUUCAUGUAACAAUUAGCACUUACAUUUUCAAAACGCUGCACAAAUGUUAACUAAUCUCGUAACACCAUCUUGAGAGGGAGGUAAUUAUUCCCAUUUUGCAGAUGGGAGACUAAAGGGCCUGAUGCUUCAAGUGUGUAAGUACAUGUAGGAACUGAAUUCAGUGGGUCUAUUCGCAUCUGUGGUUGCAGGAUCAGGCUCGAAGGCAAAUGCCCAAACCACUCAGCAACUCAAUGGCAGAUCUGGUAUAUAAAUAAGAACUUAAGGCUGGAAACCACAAACUCCUUUGUUCAGUGACAGGUCCAUAGUUAAGGUUGAGUUGAAUUUUGCAUAUGCAUUUUGACAAAAAUAACAUAUGACAAUAUGAUUUAUCAAAACAGAUACAAUACCCAAUUCCACUGUUCAGAGGUAUCUAAUUCGGAACUAGAAAAAGGAGAAAUCAAUGAAUCAGGUGGUUGCUAUAGGAACACACUUCAUUCAAUGUAAGGCUUAUAUAGUAGAAUAUAUUCUAAUCAGAUUAUAGACAUGUUUGUUCCAAGUAGUGCCUCUGGAUCUGGUGAUGUCCUCUGUCUUCAGUCCCUGUACCUCCUCAGUCAGUAAUCUGUACUGAAUUUUCUGAUAUGUACGCAACUACUCCUCGGCAAUAUAUUCUUAGGCCAGGUCUAAUUUUGUCCACAUAGUAAUGUUGAGUAGGGAUGUGGGUUCUUUUACAUAUCUAUGCUAGCAUUUUAUUUCACUAACCAAACUGGUAGAAGCAACAGCAGCAAAAGUACAUUUUUGCCUGUAUAUGCUCUGUCUCCAUUAGGAGGAUUUUGGUGAUAUAGCUCUAUUGCUAUGACUUUUGAAAUGUAGACUAGGCCUUAGAAAAUCUCCACUAACCAUAUCCAGGGAGUUGGAAGGGAGAAAAUGCAACCCUCAGCCCUAUGCAACUAAACAAAGAUUUUUCAUCCAAAUCCUUCAUUUAGUGUUACUGUUGGAAGGCUUGUUUGCAUAUCCUCCAACUAGUUGUUUGACUGUUGAUAUGAGUCAGAAAUGAUUACUGAAUCUACUUAGCUAUGAUAUGAUUUUCAGUUUUCCUCCUCUUUGCUCACUUGCUUUUCAAUUCCACUGAGUAUUUCUCUCAAGUUUGCUCUUUAUUAACUAAUUUUAUACUUCUUUAGCUCUGACAACAGUAUUUCUGUAUUGGAUUUUCAGUAUAUAUACUCUACAACACAUGAGCACAGUGACUCCAAGAGCAAAAUGCAACUUGAGUCCACAACAUUUAUUUAUAACUAAGGCUAAGUUUUUGUCACAGAUAUUUUUAAUAAAAGUCAUGGACAGGUCACCGGAAAUAAACAGAAAUUCACGGCAGCCCCUGACUUUCACUAAGAAUAUCCCUGACAAAAGGAGUAGGUGGGUUCAGCACCCACUGCUGCUGGGGCUCCCGGGUCCCCCACCGAUGCAGUGUAUGGGAGCUCUGGGGUCCCCUCACCCCGGGCAGCUGGUAGCUACAGGGCCUUCCAGCUGCUGGCUGCAGCAGCAGCUGUAGGGAGUCCCCGCUGCCUGCUGCGACAGGACAGCUACGCGGGGUCGUCCACCCGCCGCAGCUGGGCAGCUGCACAGGGUCUGCUUACCGCCUGGGCAGUUGCUGGGUCCCCCCCUCACCAGGUUGGGGGUUGGGAGCUGUGAGGGCAGGCCUGGCUGGGAACUCCAGCCCCAGGGCAAAAAAUGUCAGGAGGCCAAUGGAAAUUACGUAUUUCAUGACAUAACUGUAGCCUUAUUUAUAACAUACACAAAACUGACAUGAUCCUUUUCAAACAUAGGGUAUGGAUGCUCUGCUCCAAUAAGUUUAUCGUCUAGGCAAGACGAAGACUAAUCAAGGGCCAAUAGCUCAGAUUCAGAAGGAGGUGGAGGUUAUUGAUUAUAAGAAGUUAGGGAAGGAUUUCUGGAAUACGUGGAUUUGAAGGAGGGGAGACUGUGUUUGACAGAUAAGAAUGUAGACUGUUCCAAACAUAGGGAGCGCAUGAGACAAGGCACAGAGCCUAAAGUGACAGGAGAGAAGUAGUACAGAGUAUUGAGUGAGAACAGAAUAAAAGAGGGGGAAAUGAGAGCAAGAUGUAAAUGUGUGCAAGAUUGUGUAUCACCCUGAAGACGACAAGAAGCUUGAAAUUAAUACCAUAAGAGACAGGAAGCCAAUGCAUGGAUUAUAUGAAGGCUGGGGAAUGAUUCAGUCAGAGCAGUGGCAAAGGAAAAUUCUUUUAGCAGCAGGGUUUUUAUGGACUGCAGGGGGAAGAGCAAGGAGGCCAGAGGGAGAAAGGUAGUUAAAGCCAAAGUUGGUGAAGGCAUGGGAAUCCGUUUUAGAAGAGAGGAAAGGGCAGAUUCUGGCGAUAUUAAAGGAGAAGAAAUGACAGGAUGUAGCGAGAUAUGAUGAGUCAGGGAGGAGAGAGAAGUCAAAGAUGACAUGGUUAUGAAUCUGAGACGCAGGUAGGAUAGCAGAGUUGUCAGUCAUGGAAAGGAGGCGUUGGAGAGGAGCGAGGAUGGAAGUUCACUUUUGGAAAGAGUGCAUUUGUGAUGGGAUAGCGAAAUGCUAUAUAGGCAACUUGAGAUUCAAUGAUAUGUGGAGGGGAAAAAAAAUCAGGUAGAGAAGAUUUGGGACCUGUAUGUAUCCAAGUGGGGAUUGAAACUCUCAGAUGAGGUCAGGGGGACAGUAAAUGUUAGGGGGGGAAAAGAAGUGGCCAAUGAUAGAAUUUUAAGGGAGACAAAUAGAAAGGAGAGUGGAAAGACGAAGAGCACAGAGUUGUGGAAGCCAAGAGGGGCAAAGCAGGGAAGAAAGGUAAACAGUGUGAAAGGCAUUACAUAGUUCAAAAAGAAUGAUUGAGACAGAACCCAUGGAUUUAUCUAGGUGAAGGUCAUUAGUGUCCUUGGGCAGGGCAGUUUCAGUGCAGAGGAAAGAGCAGAAGCUAGAGGAGAGGAGAGGAGAUAAAGGAUAAAGUUGAAGAGGGAUGUAAAUGCAACCUGACUAGAUACUGCACUAGUAUAUGGAGGGUAAGAUAGAGUGAAGGUGGAAUCAAAUUUUCUCCACCUUCCUCCCCCAAGAUGGGGAGGGGAGGGAAACAAAAGCAUGCUUAAAAGCACAAAGGAAGGGGAGGGUGGAAAGAGAGCUAUUAAAAAUAAAGGAGACAGAGAAUCAAAGGAAGUUUUGGAUGUAGGAACAUAUCAAAAGGACAAAAUGAGGGGUUAGGAGCAGAUAGAAGAGAGACCUCAGACUUGGAAAUUGCUACAGAGGAGAGGAAGGGAAGAGUUUGACUCUAUUAGGAAAAUGCAUUCUAUGGCAACUUGCAUGUAGCUGUAAGAUGAAGAUAAAACUAACUAACAGCAAUCUUUUUUUGCUUGUGAGGCAAACAAUUUAGACUCAUCUCUGAAGGAGGAGAAGUGUAGGCAAAUAUUAUGGUGGUUUAUGUUUUUCUAAUAAAAUGAAUAGGAAGUCAUAAAGUCACUUAGCUCCUCUUCCCUGACUGCUUAUAUGUCUGUCUCUUGUAAGGCAGACACAUCUUGCCCAUUUUUUAUAAUUAGCGAUUGCAAGUCCCUUCAAGCUGCCAGUCAUGCUAACUUAAUGAACAGAUACCACUAAUUAAUUGCUUUCCUUGAAAGAGGCAAGAUUUCCUGCCAAGUCCCAACUGUAGGCCUUGUCUAUUCCAGUUUGAUUAAAUUAAUUAUAAUUAACCCAGUGCAAAUCCUCUAAUGUAGAGUUACACAAACCAGUUUGAUUGUCCUUUAAAUCAGUUUAGCUUGACUAAUUUAAAAUCAAUUUAUUAAACCUAUGCAACGUUUCCUGUUUUGAUAAGGUUUUACUCUUGUAAGUUUUCCAAAUUCCUUUAACCACCAGCCCACAUGAAUUUAUAGAUAGAGGUCCACUUCCCAAACUUCUAAAAUAUAUGGAGUAGCCAUCUAUAAUGUGAUCAGGACAACAGUAAUGGCAAAAGUUAAUCCCUCCAUGCUCCACUGAUUUUCCACCUGAACAAAUAUAGGUUAAGCAGACAUCAAUGGCACCUCACACAGAAACAACAAGAGGGAUAUCCUGGUGGUGGCAAUUGUACUCCUCAACACUGUUUUGAGUGAAGACAGGCUAUUCUGUCCAUGCGUAACAUAAUUGUGUAGUGAACAUGCAUGUCUUCUCUGGUAUGCUUUGGAUAACGCAAGCUUCUGCAGAGCCAUCUUUUGCAUGACCACCACUACCACUCACUUCUUUAACAUAAGUUAGUGCCCCAUUCCAUCUAGUUACAAAUUUAAAACUAAUUGCAUAAGAUUAUUAAACCUGGAAAAUUCCUCAACACAAAACUUUAACUAAAACCCAAUUAAGACUGCUGUGUAGCAAUGUACUUAACUAUUCUGUCCUUUUACGUAACUGAAGCACUUAUAAAAGACUUGAAUAGUUGGAGCAUUUUAAGUUUGUCUGCCCAUGUUAUACCUUUACAAAACAUAUUUGUUUAUGAAGCGCCUAUUUCAUCAUUAUACAACCUUAACUUUGAUCCAAAAUUAAUAGUAUUCUUUCAUAGUCAAUACAGCAAAUUCUUCUGAGAGAAACAGGAUAAGUCUGUUGGUUCUAUCAUAUUAAGAGCACUAUUAACACUAGAUCAUACUGGACCUUAGAAAAGGAUAGUGGAACAUGAUAGUGGCCACUCUGGGAACUAUAAACUCUGGGAACUGUGCCAGCUGACUCGAGGCAAGGGGCUGAUUAAUUGCAGUGCAGAUGUUUGGGCUUGGACUGCAGCCUGCGCCCUACAACCCUGUGAGGUGGGAGGGUCCCAGAGCUCAGACUGCAGCCCAAACACCUACAUCACAAUUAAACAGCCCUUUAUCCCAAGUCAGCUCAGAGAGCUCAAGCCCCAUGAGCCUGACUCAGUUGACCUGUGCAAGCCACAGGUAUCUAAUUGCAGGGUAGACGUAUUCUUUAUGUUCAGAAUCUGAAUUAAUAUAUGCUGAACAAAGAUGAUGGUAAAGGUCGAAGUUUCAGGUAAUUUAUUGCUCUGAAGGAGAGUAAAUAAUUUUCUAGCACUCCAUUAUACAAUAAGUACAUUUCAUUCACAUAAAUUACUUAGGCACUUUGUUGAUAAACAUUCCAAUGACUUUUUUCAAACAAUCUUUUGGGGCCCAGUGAAGUCAGUGGCAAAAUUCCAUUAAUUUCAGUGGGAGAUCAGGCCCUUUACCAGCAAAUUCCAAUCUGUGUAGAGAAUAUCCCACCAUAUAGUUCCUUUCCUCUGUAAUACUACCCUGAUUGAACCAGACUUUAGAACUGUAUUAGACAGCAGAAAUCCUAACUACUGUAGAACCAAGAUAGGAAAAUAAAUCAAGCAAAAGAUAUAGGUUUAAAAAGUAUGUACUUAUAAAUUGGAUCUAAAAUUUAUACCUCAGAUUAAUUUUUAAUAAAAGCCUGAAAUUACUGUGUCUGUGGCAAUAACAAUUUUAGGAACACUAAAAAGCUCAGGAAACUCAGAAAUUUAAAUUGAAAGAAAAAACCUUAUAGCAAACAAGAAGUGAAACAAAAUAGGCUUAUCUGAUCUGAUCUCUCUGCAAAUAAAUAAAUAAAUAAUGCAGCCGCAACAAUCCCUUGCUAUUAUCUUCUGUUGUCUCCUGCCCAAUCCCCUUUUCUACCAUGGCCUCUUCAUUGUCAGUCUAAUAUAGAUUGUAAACUCCUCAGGGCAGAAUUUAAGACUUCUAAUUUGCUUGGAAAGGACCCUGUACAAGCAUAGUGUUAAACAAAUAUAUGUUAUUUUACUUUAAGUGAAAUUAACUUCUGGAACAACUAUUCAUUUUUUAAAAUGUGAGAGCAUGAAGAUUCUGGGGUUAGAGGGUGCUUCUAGUUCCAUGCAGCUACUUUUUAUGUCCGUUUAGAAGCAGGUUUGAUGGAUUCUAAAGCCAAUCCUAAUCAGCUCUCCUAAAACAGGAGAUUGCAACAAUGUGUCGACUUAAGGAUGGUGAAUUGCCUUAUGUACUUUUGCUAAUUUGGAUUGAUAAUCUAGUCAAAGGAAAAAGUCAAUGCAUCAGUAGUCACCAUGAAAAUAUAUAUCAAUCCUAGUGUAAAAACUAAAGGUAACAAUUGAAAUUACUUGAAUAUACUAACACUUGGUAUAUAAGUGCCUGGACUAGUACCAUAAAGCAAACAAUGUAUUUCAAAAGGCAAAUGUUGGAG